AUGUUCCCUUCAGAAUUCAUUCCAGUUCCCGAUAAAAAUGCCCUUCUUGCCACUUACAAAGGGAAGAAAGUUGAAGACUUGCCUACUCCAUCAUUGAUCAUCGACAAGACUAUCUUCGCUGAAAACUGUGAAAAAAUGCUAGCUAACGCCGCUGCCUUGGAUGCUGACUUUAGAGCUCAUAUCAAGACUCACAAAACUGUCGAAGGUUCAGAGCUCCAAUUGGGGUCAAACCUGUUGAAAACAGACAAAAUCGUAGUAUCCACGUUAGCUGAAGCCUGGGGCAUUCUUGGACUUGUGGAGAAAAAAAUCGUCAACGAUAUCCAUUUCAGCUUGCCUGUGGUGAAAUCGCGUUUAAGUGAGUUGGCAGCGUUGGCUGAAAAAGUGCCUUAUCUUCGCUUAAUGCUUGAUGAUUCUCAACAAUUGGACAUUCUUGCUCAACACUCCAAGACCAAUAACCUUCAGAAGAAAUGGUCCGUUUUCGUGAAAAUUGAUAUUGGUACCAAACGUGCGGGAUUAGUCAAUGAUUCACAUUCUUUAAAAGAGACAAUUGCUAAAUUUUCCCAUAAGAAUAUCGCCCCAUAUGUCAGUCUCUAUGGAUUCUACUGUCAUGCUGGUCACUCUUAUAGUGCAGAUAGUGUUGCCUCUGCCAAACAGAUCUUCUUGGAUGAAAUCUCUCAUGCCAAUAAAGCUUCUCAGUAUGCGAUCAGUGUCGACCCAUCUCUUGCUGGGAAUCUUGUCAUCUCUGUAGGUGCAACUCCUACUGCUCAUUCGUCCUCGGUUACCACCAUUCAAGAAAUCAACGACACUGUAGGUAAGUUGGCCGGCAAACUAGAACUUCACGCCGGCUGCUAUCCAUGUUGUGACUUGCAGCAGGUUAGUACUGGCUUGGUAUCGCUUGAGAAUGUUUCUGUGAGUGUGCUUGCUGAAGUUGUGUCUACUUAUCCAGGCAGAGGAGACAAGGGACCUGGCGAGCAGUUGGUCAAUGCUGGAGUUCUUGCAUUAGCUCGCGAAUUCAGCGCAUUUCCGGGCCACGGUAGGGUAGUUUCGCCUGUUGGAUACGAGAAUUGGAUUGUUGGACGAUUGAGUCAAGAACAUGGAAUUUUGGUACCUUUUGAAGAGAAACCCACCGAAUUCUUACCAUUGGGGACCAUGGUGAGAAUCGUUCCUCAGCACGCCUGUAUUGCUGCUGCUCAGUUUCCAUUCCAAUUUGUAAUUGAAAAUGGAGCAGUUGUAGAUGUGUGGGUUUCCUAUAAGUACUGGUAG
This is a messenger RNA of Sungouiella intermedia, 1263 nucleotides long. Lineage: Eukaryota; Fungi; Ascomycota; Pichiomycetes; Serinales; Metschnikowiaceae. The record is from the annotation of a GenBank genome assembly.